AUGGAAACCAGCGAGCUCUCGGCAUUGGAUGGCUGGUGUUCGUCACAGUUAAAGAUUGUACUUCUUGGGGGCAGAAACUCUGGGAAGAACUCUGUGGGGAACUUAAUCCUGGGCAAAGAGGAGUUUGUCACCAGAGAGAGGACCUCAUGCUCCCGGAGGCUGGGUGUGGUGGCCGGACGGUGGCUCACGGUGGUCGACACUCCAGGCUGGUGGUGCGACUUCAGCGCUCAGGACACAUCCGAGCUGGUGAAGAGGGAGAUCAUCAGCAGCGUGUCCCUGUGCUCACCAGGCCCACACGUCUUCCUGAUCACGGUCAAAGCCAGCUCGGCCUUCUCGGAGACGCGUCGCAGGGCCGUGGAGGAGCACGUGGCCCUGCUGGGCGAGAGGGUGUGGCGUCACUGCAUGGUGGUGUUCACCUAUGGAGACAGGUUCGAACACUCUGAAGCAGAAGAGUUUGUGGAAAGGGGAGGAAAGGCCCUCCGCUGGCUGAGUGACAAGUGCGGUCAGAGGUGUCACCGUGUUAUCUUGAGCGGCGGCGCUGAAGCCACGGAGCUGCUGGUGAAGAUACAGAAUCUUGUCACGGAAAAUGGAAGCAGAGUGUUUGAAAUGCAGGAAAACAUCUUACAGGCGACUGCAGAGGAGAAGAGGCGGGUGGAAGAGAGGGCUCAGCUCAGGUUUAUCAGGAUGAAACAGCAGAGAUCUCUGAUGCGAGAGAGGAUAAGGCCAGUUACUGACAUCCGGAUCGUGCUGCUUGGAGCAAAGGGUUCUGGGAAAACUUCCGCACUGAACACUAUCUUGGGCAGAGAAAGCAGCCAGCAAAGCAACAGAACAGCUCAGUGUGUGGUUGGAAAAGGAGUGGUGUUCGGGAGGCAGGUGACUGUGGUGGACACUCCAGGCUGGUGGAUGAACUACUUCUGCAACGAGACUCCCGUGUUCGAUCAAAGGGAGAUGGUGUGGGGUUUGUCUCUCUGCCCUCCGGGGCCUCACAUCUUCUUGCUGGUGAUCCGAGUGGACCGAGCCUUCACGGAAACCUACAGGAGGGCGGUGCGGGAGCACCUCGAGCUGAUCAGUGAGCGCAUCUGGAAUCGUGUCCUCCUGCUGUUCAGUUUCGGGGACUGGCUGGGAGGCACGACCAUAGAACAGCACAUAGAAAGCGAAGGAGAACCUCUGCGCUGGUUGGUCGAGAGAUGCGGCAACAGGUAUCACAUCCUGAACAGUAAAACCAAAGAAGGUGGGUUUCAGGUCCGAGAGCUGAUCGGAAAGAUUGAGGAGACAAUGAUGACUGGCUCCAGCAGUGGAUGGCAUUAUGAAAUAGAGAAGAGAGUGCUGGAACAGCUGGAGGGGUGGAUGAAACAAGAGAAAGAGAGAGCCAAAGAAAGGCUGAUGAGGAAGGAGCAGCAAAGGCAGAUGGCGAAGUCUCAGCUGGAGAAGCUCAACUCUCUACCAGAGAUGAGAAUAGUGCUCAUUGGUGGCUGGAAAACAGGCAAAAGCUCCUGUGGAAACACCAUCCUCAACAGAAAGAGCUUCGACACCAACAUCCAAACCACCUCCUGCAAUGAAAAACGAGGCGAAAUCGGUGGCAAGGUGGUGUCGGUGCUGGACACACCAGGCCGCCUCUCUGUGACCUCUGACCUCCUGACGACAUCCUGCGCGAUCCUUCUGGUGGUCAACAUUAGCGCCUCAUUCAAAGACACCCACAGGGAAGCUCUGGAGGAGCAGCUGGAGGCCGGAGGAGGCCGGCUGUGGAGGAAAACCGCGGUCCUGUUCAGCCACGGAGACUGGCUGGGCGACACCAGCAUCGAGCGGCGCAUCGAGAGCGAAGGGGCGCCGCUGCAGAGACUUGUGGAGAUGUGUGGGAACAGAUAUCAUGUUUUGGACAACAAGCACUGGGGGGAUGGAGCUCAGGUGAAGGAGCUGAUGGAGCUGACGGAGGAGAUGCUGGUGGGAGAAAGGCUGGAUGUUCUCCAAGGAGGUGACCACAUGUGGAAAAGUGUUUCCUCAGCACGAGAUGCACUGACUCUGUGUAAGAAGGACAUCAAGGAGCUCAUCAGGAGAAGACAUCAGCUGUCUCAUGACUUGCCUGAAUCAGCCGCUUCCACCCCAAACUGCUCAGAUGCUGCUCAGAUUGUGGCUUUACCAGCACACAGAGCCAGACGAAGGACUGGAUUCACCAUCGUGGACGUGUCCUACAUCGCCUCGGUGCUCUCUGGUGCACAGGGGCUGAGGUGGCCGGCUAUCAAUCUGCCUGUCCGGUUUUCUGCUCCUUACAGCCACUUGAGACUGAACAGUGAAAGCCUCAUGCAUCCCACACAACAAACAAUGCUUCUGGUUUCCUCUCAAGCACAGCCCAAGAUUCUUGCAGAGGAAGACAUCAUCAGUGUGCACUCCCUCAGCCAUCCUGCACUGAGAGAACGAACUCUCAGGAGGCUCUCAGAGUCCAGAGGGCUGCAGGCGCUCAUCGAUCAGUGGGGCAACAGCAGCCUGGAGGAGCUGGAGGCCUUCAUCGACUCCUACUUUGAGAUGGUGUGGGAGGAGACCAUGGAGUCAUGUCAGCCUGCCGAACCCGACUGUGUGACUGCAGGGCCGAACGCUGCUGUUGGGGAGGCUGCAGAGGAGGAGGAGAAGGAGGAGAAGGAGGUGCUUUCAUCCAUUGACAGGAAACUUUCAAAGCUGGAGCUCCUCGAGGAGAUCCGGAGUGAUCUGACGGAGCUGAAGCAGAGUCUGGAAAGCAGCUGGAGAGCCAUACAGGAGCUCGGAGACAAAAGCAAACAGGACCAAGACAAUACAUGUUGA
Messenger RNA from Stegastes partitus (bicolor damselfish), 2793 nucleotides. Its product is annotated as GTPase IMAP family member 8. The coding region runs from base 1 to 2793 and encodes 930 amino acids. NCBI's taxonomy places the organism in Eukaryota, Metazoa, Chordata, Actinopteri, Pomacentridae. Gene Ontology annotation, molecular function: GTP binding. The transcript is spliced from 5 exons. The record is from RefSeq and is a predicted model, not a curated record.